This is a messenger RNA of Gasterosteus aculeatus aculeatus (three-spined stickleback), 1980 nucleotides long. Its product is annotated as arrestin domain-containing protein 3. Gene Ontology annotation, cellular component: plasma membrane; cytoplasm. The record is from RefSeq and is a predicted model, not a curated record. Gene Ontology annotation, biological process: protein transport. Lineage: Eukaryota; Metazoa; Chordata; Actinopteri; Perciformes; Gasterosteidae.
CAGUUUGGUACAAUCUGCCAUCAAGUGUAGCUCUAUUUACCUGCUGAAGCUACUUUCUUUUAGUCAAUAUACAAUAUAUAUUUAGAAUGCAUCAGGUAAUUCUACUGUAAUGCCCUUUGCACUGAAAUUAAAUUCUGUCAGAUAGCAAGUGCACUAUGUACAGUAAUGGGAAUGAUUUCAUGUGAACGUAAAAUGUGUCAUGAAGCGUAUCACGUGAGUCAUGAAACUCAAGCCAGGUAUCACGCUCCACCCACAGAGGUGGCAUCAGGAGGGCAGUGUGAUGGAUUAUCUCACCACUGUUGCAGUUCAAGCCGCUGGUAAACAGUGUGCGCAUGUGUGUCACUCACCUGUAGUCACGUAGGAAAAAGACCGGUUUAACCAGAUGUGCAUGCCUGAGAGCGGGUUAAAAACCCGAGCGGCUUACAGGCUUCGACUCCUUUUUGGGGAUUUUGAUUUUGCACACGAUAUUUCCUUUUGGAAAAUGACCAUCAAAACUUUUGCAAUCGAAUAUGAUGCCAUCAACAGCAAAAACACCUUCACAAAUGGAGAUACCAUUAAUGGGAGAGUCAUCGUAGAGGCCUCUAAGGAAACUACAGUCAAAUCGCUUGUUUUUACAGCAACUGGAAAAGCUCGGGUCAGAUGGAGUGAACAUUACGGACAAAAUCAGCAUCAUGUGUACUGGGCCAAUGAAAAAUACUACAAUGUCAAACACCAUAUCUUGAGAGAGAAAAGACAAGAUGGCACAGAGGUCAUUGGCAAAGGAAGACACGUAUUUCCUUUUUCAUUCAGCAUACCUGACAGGAAGAUUCCAUCAUCUUUCAAAUCCAACACGGGGAAAAUUGUUCACAAACUGAAGGCUGAGCUUAAACAAUCAAUGAAGCUGACAAAAGAGGCAAAAACUCACUUCAUGUUUGUGUCCAAAGCAGACAGGGACAUUCCCGGACUUAUGGAUCCUCAGCAUGGCUGUAAGGACAAAUCCGUCAAAGUUUUUGGCUCCGGAAACCUUUCAAUGGAUGUUCACACCCAGAGAAUGGGCUUCAAGCAAGGCGAGGCUCUCCAGCUCACAGUUAAGGUCAGAAACAACUCAUCGCGUUCAGUGAAGCCUAAAUUCGUACUGUAUGAGAAACAGAGUUUCUACGCAAUGGGGCACAGGAGAAUCUCCACAAAUGAGAUCCUUAAGGAGAAGAUGGAGUCAAUUGCAUCUUCUGGUAAAGAGACUGUGACCAAGGUGAUAACAAUCCCCUGGGAACUACCUCCCUCCAUCCUGAACUGUUCCAUCAUCAAGCUGGAGUACAAGCUGAAGAUCCAUCUAGAUAUCAAAUAUGCUGCGGACCCAGAGAUCAAACUCCCCAUAGUCAUCUUGCCAUCCUCUGAGGUCCUGGCUGUAAAACCACCACCUGCCGCUGCUGGUUUUGGAUUUGAAGCAUUUGGGAACCCGGACGAAGUACCCUGGGGCAUGCCGCCUCCAUCACAAGCUCCAUCCCAGGCUGCAGAGCCCCCACCGCCCUAUGGGGCAUAUGCAAUGUACCCCAUUUACCCUAGUUGAUAACCUUUUGUUCAUUUUGAUCACCUUUUGAUCAUUUUGAUCACCUUUUGAUCAUUUUGAUCAUUGUUGGUCAGUUUACAGCCAUGAUAGCGCCAAACAUUUUUUUUAACCUAUUUAAUUGUGAAUUUGUCAUUUUUCUUUUCUGUCAGUAUUAUGUGUAACUUAACUGCAUUUCAUCACAUAGAUAUAAUUACUGUUUACUAAACAUAUAGUAAGACUGUUCAUGUUACACUGUACAUCACUAUGCAUCGAAAUGUUUCCUAAAAUUACACAAUUUUCUACUAUAUUUUCUCAAUCAAUAUUACAAAAGUGGGGUGGCUUUAUAUUCAUACCUGUGUAUGUACAUAUGUAUGUACAUAUAUACGCAAACUGUAUCUCACGUAUCAACUUGUGAUUUUAUUAACACACAGAGAAAUUAAAAUGUUUUUACAAAC